This is a messenger RNA of Lichtheimia ornata, 3813 nucleotides long. RefSeq lists its product as uncharacterized. Gene Ontology annotation, molecular function: microfilament motor activity; ATP binding; actin filament binding. The coding region runs from base 1 to 3813 and encodes 1270 amino acids. Gene Ontology annotation, biological process: actin filament organization; endocytosis; vesicle transport along actin filament. The record is from RefSeq and is a predicted model, not a curated record. The transcript is spliced from 17 exons. NCBI's taxonomy places the organism in Eukaryota, Fungi, Mucoromycota, Mucoromycetes, Mucorales, Lichtheimiaceae. Gene Ontology annotation, cellular component: plasma membrane; myosin complex; vesicle.
AUGGUCAAGAAGCUUGGAAAGAAGGGCGAGAAGAAGGUCAUCAAGGCUAGUCGCCCGGCAAGAGCCGAUUGGAAAGAAGGCGUCAAGAAGAAACAAGUGGGCGUAUCAGACAUGACGCUUCUAUCCAAGAUUACCGACGAAGCUAUCAACGACAACUUGAUGAAGCGAUGGCAGAAUGGCGAAAUCUAUACGUAUAUCGGCCAUGUACUUAUUAGUGUCAAUCCUUUCCGAGAUUUGGGUAUCUACACUGACGCUGUGCUCUCGGGAUAUCGCGGCAAGAACUUGCUCGAAAUGCCUCCCCACGUUUUUGCGAUCGCCGAGUCUGCAUAUCAUCACAUGAGCAGUUACAAAGAGAACCAAUGUGUAAUCAUCAGUGGUGAAUCAGGUGCAGGAAAGACUGAAGCUGCCAAGCGAAUCAUGCAAUACAUUGCUGCUGUAUCGGGUGGUGGUCAAAACUCGUCCAUUCAAGAAAUCAAGGAAAUGGUGCUGGCAACCAAUCCUCUUCUCGAAAGCUUUGGAUGUGCCAAGACUCUGCGGAACAACAAUUCCAGUCGCCAUGGAAAAUAUCUUGAGAUCCAAUUCAAUGGACAAGGCGAACCAGUGGGUGCUGUCAUUACAAAUUAUCUAUUGGAAAAGGGACGUGUUGUUGGUCAAAUCGAAAAUGAGCGCAAUUUCCACGUUUUCUAUCAACUUACAAAGGCAGCACCUGAGGAGUAUCAAAGUGCAUAUGGUAUCCAAGGCCCUGAGAGCUAUCUUUACACGAGCCGUAGUGGAUGUUUGGAUGUGGAUGGCAUCAACGAUGUUGCAGAGUAUUCUGAAACCAUUAAAGCAAUGGAAGUUGUUGGAUUACAAAAGCAUGAGCAAGACGAGAUCUUCAAGAUGCUUGCUGUUGUUCUUUGGUUGGGUAACCUCUUGUUCGUCGAGGAUGAUAGUGGCAAUGCUGCAAUCUCGGAUCCAGAUGUGGCCAACUUUAUUGCCUAUCUCUUGGAGGUGGAUAGUGAAGCCCUUUCCAAGGCAUUGACAUCUCGUAUCAUGGAAACCACACGUGGUGGACGUCGAGGAAGUGUCUAUGAAGUGCCAUUGAAUAUUACACAGGCGACAGCAGUGCGUGAUGCUUUGGCAAAGGCAAUUUAUGAGCGUCUUUUCGAGUGGAUUGUUACACGUGUCAACUUGUCGCUUCAAUCACGUGGCGGAGAUCAAUACGUUAUCGGUGUCUUGGAUAUCUACGGUUUCGAGAUUUUCGAUGACAACAGCUUUGAGCAGCUUUGUAUCAACUAUGUCAAUGAAAAGCUGCAACAAAUCUUUAUCGAAUUGACACUCAAGGCUGAGCAAGAAGAAUACGUUCGUGAACAAAUCCAAUGGACGCCCAUCAAAUUCUUCAACAACAAAGUCGUGUGUGAUCUCAUCGAAGAGAAGCGACCCCCUGGACUUUUUGCAGCCCUUAAUGAUGCAUGUGCUACAGCUCACGCCGAUUCUGGUGCGGCUGACAACUCUUUUGUGCAACGUCUCGGCUUUUUAUCCAGCAAUCAACAUUUCGAGUCGCGUGGAUCCAAGUUUUUGGUCCGCCAUUAUGCAGGUGAUGUCUUGUACAACGUUGAAGGCAUGACCGACAAAAACAAGGACGCUCUUUUGAAAGAUUUGGUCGAACUUGCUGCUGCUUCAUCCAACGAAUUCAUUUCUCGAACGCUCUUCCCUGAACGUCCUGAUCCCAACUCGAGAAAGAGACCUCCCACUGCUGGUGAUAAGAUCAAGGCAUCAUGUAACGCUCUUGUCACAAAGCUCAUGCAAUGUCACCCAAGCUAUAUCCGUACCAUCAAACCCAACGACAAUCGCAGCUCUUCAGAAUAUGAUCAGAAACGCGUGCUUCAUCAGGUUAAAUAUUUGGGUCUUUGCGAGAACAUUCGUGUGCGACGUGCUGGUUACGCCUAUCGAACGACCUUUGAAAAGUUCAUUGAGCGCUUUUAUUUAUUGUGCCCAUCUACUGGAUAUGCUGGCGAGUACAUUUGGAAUGGUGACGCCGUCAGUGGCGCGCUCGAGAUUUUGAAGCAUAACAACAUCCCUGCUGAUGAAUGGCAAAUGGGUACUUCCAAGGUCUUUAUCCGUCAUCCUGAAACUAUCUUUGCCUUGGAAGGUUUGCGUGACAAAUACUGGCACAACAUGGCAACCCGUAUCCAACGUGCAUGGAGAGCCUAUGUCAGGUACAAGCAUGAAUGUGCACGCAAAGUGCAACGUUUCUGGAGACAAAACAAAUACAACAUUGGCUACUUGCAAGCACGAGAGUAUGGUCAUCAGCUGUUGGGUGGUAAUAAGGAACGUCGUCGAUUCUCCCUUUUGAGUAUGCGCAAGUUCACUGGUGACUACUUGGAUGUUCGUGCUGGUAGUGGAUUGGCAACCAUGAUUCGCAAUUCCAUGACUUUGCGAGGUGGCGAGGAGGUUGUAUUCAGUAUGCGUGGUAGCAUGUUGGUACCUAGAGCUAUGCGAUCAAGCGUUCCUAGUCCACGUACACUUGUCUUGACCAAUCAAAACUUGCACAUUCUGAUGACCACCAAGAACGGCAAAAUGAUCACCAUGGUUGAUGAAAAGGUUAUUUCUCUCAAUGUUAUCAACCGUGUCAGCACCUCGACAUUGCGUGAUGAUUGGAUUGUGUUGCAUGUUGAUUCUCCCGAAGGCGACACGAUCUUGUCAUGCUUCUUCAAGACUGAGCUUAUGACCCACAUGGCACAGCAAACGGGUGGACGUAUCAAGAUUGAUGUUCAACCUCAAAUCCAAUAUCGUAAGAAGGGCAACAAGCAAGUGACGAUGAAGUUUGUCAAGGAUGAAAAGGUGAAGCGAGAUGAUGUUUACAAGAGCCAUGUGGUGAAUGUUCCCUCUGGUGAACCAGCCAAUAGCCAAUCCUUCCCACCUUGUGCAACAAAACCUCGAUUGACAUCAACCAGCACACGAAAGACUGCUGCUAGAAAACCUGCCGCUGCUCGUUCAGCACCACGUCCUACACCUGCUGCUGCCAAUCGACCUGUGUCUAAUAUCCAAUCUAGUGCUCGUGCACCACCUCCACCACCAGCACCGCCAGCACCACCAGCACCUGCUGCAACACCUUCAGUGCCACAAUUCAAAGCCAUUUACCCCUUCCAAUCACAAGAAGUUGGUGAAAUUGCAUUUGAGAAGGAUGAUAUCCUUGAAAUUCUUGAAAAGGAUGAGAAUGGAUGGUGGCUCGCACGUAAGGAUGGCAAGGAAGGAUGGGUUCCUAGUAAUUAUUUGGAAGAGUAUGUGGCUCCUAAGGCUACACCACCACCUCCACCACCACCAGCUCGUCGUCCAGCACCACCAGCACCACCCGUUGCAUCCUCAGCAGAAACAAAACCACUUCCUCAACGCACAAGCAUUUCACCACCUGCAACAACACCUGUUUCAGUGAUGCCUGGUAUGGCAGCUCCUCCUAACAGCAAUGGUGUACCACCAUGGAAAGCACAACUUGAAGCACGUAAAGCAGCAGCAGCAGCUGGCGGCGGUGGUAACAAUGUACCUACACCUGCACCACGACCUACUUCAUCCUCUGGUGGAGCUCCUGUUCCUGCAGCUCGUCGAGCACCACCUGUACCAGGACCCAAACCUGUUAUACCAGCUAAACCAAGCUCAAUGAGUAAACCUGUGGUUCCUGCAAGACCUGGUUCUGGUGCACCAACUCCUGCACCAAGAGCACCACCACGUCCAACAUCCACCUCACCACCACCUUCCAAUGCUGCCGCUUCUUUGGCUGAUGCUAUCCGUGCAAGAAGACAACAACCUCAACCAGAGAGUGAUGAUGAAUGGUAG